UGGAGAGUAGGAAGCAACAGAGGGAGAAAAAGUUGAAAACAAAGAUUUGAGGGAAGAAGAGAUUAAUUCAUUAGAUUUGACAGCUGUUGAGGAGGAGCGCUUCACAGGAUUAAUUGUGCCUGAAGUGACACAUUGAUACUCAUUAUCAUGUCUGACAAACAGGCCGGGCAAUCUUCCCAAAGGAAACCAUCCACCAACAAGAACAUCAAGAAGCAGCGCACCAUCAGCAUGGUGUGCAACCUGACGAGCGGCUGGCAGCAGUGGGUGACAGAGAACGAGAAGAAGCAGGCCAGUGAACCCAGUGGCUGGGCUCCAUCUUCACUGGGAGGACCAACAGUGGAAACCAGAAAGACUUGGGUCCCAAAGAAGCUUCCUCCUGCUCAAACUAAGCCAAGAGAAGCUCCUCAAAAUGAUAUUAUCCACUCUGGAGAAGCUAAAAAGACCUCAACUCCUCACAAGGAGACCCAUGAUGCAUCCAAGACUGGGGAGGUGAACACCUCAGCUGAGCCACUGGUGGCAUCGGGCAUCAAGGUAAAGCAAGUGGUGAAGACGGUGACCGCUGGGGUUCAGGAGAAAGGUGCUGGCAUUGGGCUCCUGACCGAGAAGAUCAAGAAGGACUCUCUGCCAUCAAGUGAGGAGAUUGACAGACUUCUGAAGAAGAAAAGCUCGCCUACACGCCGUAGGAAAUGCUCUAACAUGGUGUCAUCUCUGACCAAAAGCUGGAAACAGGUGGAGAAAGAGCAGAAGGUGGGAGGAGGACCAGGAGAGGGACUCACCUGUGCUGGUAGCAAAGUGGACAGUGGACACCCUGAGGUAGAGAGGGAGAGACUGGACAUAAAGGAUGUUCAAACACAGAAGACAAGUUCUUUGAAAGAUGACUCUGAAGGAGAAUCAGAGUCAGCACUUAAGAUUAAAAGAUCCACAGUCACAAUGUACAAAAAGGAAGCUGACGAUGCCAACAAGAUCAACGCCCUCUCCAAUAAAUACAGCGCUGUGGGAAACCUCAAGAGCCGCUGGCAGAACUGGGCCUCAGAACACACCGUGAACCAGAAACUAAACCCCUUCAGUGAAUAUUUUGACUAUGAUUACUCCAUGUCGCUACGCCUCCAAAAGGGCCAAGAGGGCUACGGACGCCCCAAGGAGGGUACCCAAACGGCGGAGAGAGCCAAGCGCGCUGAGCAACACAUCCACCGCGAGAUAGAUGACAUGUGUUAUGUGAUCAGGACUAUGGCUGAUCCGGACCUGGAUGGGAAGACCCGCAUCACGUUCGGACAACUCUUUGACAGAUAUGUUCGGAUCUCCGAUAAGGUGGUAGGGAUUUUGAUGAGAGCCAGGAAACAUGGGAAGGUGGCAUUUGAAGGGGAGAUGCUGUGGCAAGGCCAGGAUGAUGGAGUGAUCAUCACUUUGCUGGUGUGAUGUUAACACCUGGGUCAAAGUUAUGCUAGAAUCCUCUCACAGCUUCUUGGCUCGCUCGGUGGAACUUGAAAUAACCUCAGUCAUUAUUAAACAGGGUUAAGAGGAGGAUUUAAAAUGCAAUUUGACCUGGGUCUCUUUACUGGACACUUGCAGUACAAUAUCAAAAGAAUGUGGAGGCGACAAAACUUCUCGGAUGAGUCGUGUGGAUUUUCCGAGGGAUAUUUUUUUUUAAUUUGUCUCUUUCUGUCAGCGUUGUGGAUGUUUGAGUUGUAGCUGUCAUGCACACAUUUUAAAAAGACUUUAAAGUUUUCAUGCAGGAUCUCUGGAGAGGUCACAUUUUAACUUAUGACUGCUUACAUUUCUAGUCAGUUGCUUGUAGAUCCUCAUAUGUGUCUCUUUUGCACCUUCUUUAUGGCUUAUAUAAAUGAGAUACUUGAUUAUGUGUUAAUGUACCAAAUCACCGGCAGCCUUGCAGUGUGGCGUAUGGCAUAGGAUUUCAAACAUGGAUUGGGUUUCAUCUCCUGAACACCAGUUAUUGAGAGUUAGAAGAAGUUGUCGGAGCUGUUGUUGUCGAAUCACACAGAGGAACAAAUGAUAGCUGUUAUUUUUAGAUAAAUGAGGCAAAUUGAAUACGCUGUUUGUAUUAAUUCUCUGACACCCUUUCAACUUAAAAUUAGAAUUAAAUGAUUUGCAAAUCUUUUUUAUGUACAUUCAAGUGAAUUCAGUACAAAGACAGACAUGUAAUGUCAUUCUUUAUUAUCCUGAAAUAUACACUCAUUCUGAAUUUGAUGCCUGUAACACGUUACACAAAAGUUUGGACAGGAGAAACAAAAGUAAAAGUUGUGUAAGCUUUAAAAAAACAAGAGAGAGAAACCUGUCUGGAACAUUCCAUAGGUAAACAGGUUCAUUGGAAAAAGGUGAUUGUAUCAUGAUUAGGGCUGACAGAUGAGCUGAGACUCAACACAACACAGUGAGAGAUUGCAAAAGUUUGAGAACAACCUUAUAUGGAUGUCACCACCUAUAAUCCAGAAUAUCAUUCAUCAAACCAACAUGGAGUGUCUGUGAUUGUAUAAAGGAUACCAGUUGGCUUAGUCAUGCAAUGAUUUGUUGCAUUCUGUGUUUCAGAAGCUAUAUUUCAUUAUUCAGUAAAUUAUAAAUACAGAUGGUCCAGUGUUCAACAAGUCAUCCACAUUUUGCCUUGUUCUUAGUUACCACCAACUCUAGAGGGGAAUAUCAGGCUCUUUAGCUGCUGAAUGAUCCACUGGUCACCGUUUCCUGCUACAGCCACAAAAAGUCAUGAGAGCAGUAAGAGUGAACUCAAAGAGAUAAACACUGAGCUGAGGAGAUCUGCAGGCGAUAGUUCUCUGAUCCAUCACUAUGACUGACCCCUGUCUCAUAUCAGCAUUUGGUACUUUGAUAUAAAAAAUAUCAAUAAUAGCUGUUUUAAACAUGAACUGUAACUAUGAUUUUUUUACCGGGUUGAUAGAAGGUGAGAGUGUUACAAAGCAUCAGUAGUUUGUUUUAAUUAUUACUCAUUACAUCACAAUUAAAGACAGACAUGAAACUCUGUAUAACUGCCAGUUCGGAUCUCUCCAUCCACAGUGAUCUGCAACCAGCAGCCAGUACCUGUACAUGUUUGUUUAUGAUCAUCAUAAUGACCUUCUGUCCGAGGUCUUCACAUUGGUCUUCAAAGAAAUACUGUAAUUUAACAACUGUAUAAGGACAUAUUUUUCUACCAAAAAAAAAAAAAAAAAAAUCAUUUUAUUUUUCUAGACAGGAUCUUACAUAUAUAUUUAAAUAAAUGUUUUCUCUGAGAAUGAUUAAUAACAUACACUACAGAUCAAAUUUACAUUACAGAUUUGUUCUGUAAUAACUAUAUCUUCUUUCUGACCCCCCUUCUGUGGUCCUCAGGCUGGUCUACAUAGAAGAACAAAAAUUAGUGAAGCUGCCGGUGUUGUCAGCCAGGCAGUAUUUCCACAUUGUGAACUACAGUGAGCCAGGAGGUGCUUGGCUCCUCUUAAUAGGACAUGUUACUGAUUAUUACUGUAUGUAUCAGAGGUGCCGACAUGAAGCAAGUAGAUCUACAGCCCCUCUGUAAUGUGUGAUGUACAGUAUGCUUUGAAACUGUUCUUAUUUAAAUCCCAUCACUGAAAUUUAAAUUUUGGCUGAUGAGAUAUUAUGUAAAUGUGACAUGGACACUUCAGCCAGAGUAGAGGCUGUGAGCAGAGCAAAGAAGACAAGAUAAAACACUCUGUUCAUGUCUGAUUAAUUUCUUGUGAUUAACAGAUACCUACAGUACACCAAAAAAGAGAAAUAGGCGUGUGUUAACAAUAAUAAUCAUUUCAGGACUGCAGCUUGUGUGGGAAAUUUAGUUUGAGGAUAUAAAACACUUGCCAAAGUUCCCAGAAUCACCUCAGCGGUACUUCCAUGACGACACCCACUCGGACUCAUACAUCUGUCAUCGCAUUUGAUGCUGAUGAUCUGCUGGCAUGGUGACUGGAUAAACAAGUUUAGGGCACUGUUUAGCUCAGUUGGUAGCGUGCCGUUUACCUCGGCAACCCAGGGUUCGAAUCUGACCUGUGGCUCUUUCCCACAUGUCAUUCCCCAUCUCUGUCUCCACGCAUUCCUGGCACUCUUAAGCUGUCUCUAUCAAAUAAAGCUCAAAAAGGCCAAAAAGAAAAUCUCUUAAUCUCUUUUAUCUUUGUUUUUCACCCAUGACAGUGAACUGUACAGGCAAAACCUGGACGCAGUCUUUGUGACGUUACCCACAGGGUUCUGCAGAGCCAAUGUGAAGCUUUGUGUGGCGGCUGUGGUCGUCUCCUGCUUCUUUGGGACAGCUGUGACUUGGAGG
Molecule: messenger RNA, 4267 nt
Organism: Larimichthys crocea (large yellow croaker)
Lineage: Eukaryota; Metazoa; Chordata; Actinopteri; Sciaenidae
Gene: abrab
Product: actin binding Rho activating protein b
Exons: 2
Coding region: 148-1416 (422 amino acids)
Biological process (GO): positive regulation of transcription by RNA polymerase II; positive regulation of Rho protein signal transduction
Cellular component (GO): sarcomere
Molecular function (GO): actin binding
Source: RefSeq, a predicted model, not a curated record